AUGGAGGACGUGAGCGAGGUCCGCACAGACAGCAACUCUCUGCUGAAGGCCGUCUACCUGAGCCGCCUGCGUCUGACCCGCCUCCUGCUGGAGGGCGGGGCCUACAUCAACGAGAGCAACGAGCGUGGGGAGACGCCGCUCAUGGUCGCGUGCAAGACCAAGCACGUGGACCAGCAGAGCGUGACAAAGGCCAAGAUGGUCAAGUACCUGCUGGAGAGCGGAGCCGACCCGAACAUCCAGGACAAGAGCGGAAGGACGGCUCUGAUGCACGCCUGCCUGGAGCGGGCCGGCCCCGAGGUGGUGUCCCUGCUGCUGCGGAGCGGCGCCGACCCCAGCCUGGAGGACCACUCCGGCUCCUCCGCCCUCAUCCACGCGGUCAACGCCAGCGACAAGGAGACCCUCAGGGUCCUGCUGGACGCCUGCAAGGCCAGAGGCAAGGAGGUCAUCAUCAUCACCACGGACAAGCUGCCCUCUGGGCGGCAGAUGACCAAGCAGUACCUCAACGUGCCCCCUUCGCCUAACCUGGAGGACCGCCUGCUCUCCUCACCCAUGCCGUGCACGUCGCCCUCCGAAAUCGAGCUCCGCACGUCUCCCCAGGCGACGACUUCCCAGCAGGGGAGGCAUAUCUUCACCUUUAAGGACUGCCAGGGCUCUGGUACUGCCGCGUCUCAGCCAGGCUCCCCCACCCACAAGCCUAGCCCGGUCCACAGCGGCAUGGCUAAGUUUCUCCACCUGCAACGGCUGAACUCUGAGCCCUGGCUGAAGAUCCCUCAGUCCCUGCUAGCACAGCAGACCAAGGCCUCCUCUCUGACCGAGGACCUGCCUGACAUCACCCCAGAGGAGGAGCUGUCUUUCGGGAUCGACGGGCUGAAUUUCGCCAAGGCGCCUGCCGCCAGCUUCCAGAACAUCCACUCCAGGGACACGGCUUGCUGGAGCCGGGCACUAGAGCGGGAGGCAAAUAAUGACGGAAGAGGAGGAGGGAUGGGAGGCCUGUCCAGGAAAAUGUCUUACGACGACAUAUCCUCACUUCACUCCUCCUCGCACCCAGACAUCCACCGCAAUGUCACCGCUGUCACCCCCCUUGGUGGCAGGGACCCAGACUGCCUCCCCAACCUGGCUGUGUCCAGCCUGCGCAACAUCCUUCAGCGCAGGAACGUGGGCAUGGAGCACUACAGCUCUGACUCCCAGCUGUCCCAGUACAGCGGCCAUGGCCCAGAGGACUGCAAGGGGCUGCUAGAGAAGAGGAAACUGGUGUCUUCCCGUUCCUCCACCCUAUCUGGCUCCCGGGAGUCUCUGGAGAGUACGGCUCAGGUUGCCCGGAGGCACCCAGGCAUACUGGAGCGCAGGGGUUCCGGGGCUUUGCUCUCCGACCACAUCUCCCACUCCCGGCCUGGAUAUCUGCCGCCACUCAACCCGCAUGUACCCAUCCCCCACAUCGCCAUCUCUGGCACCGGCAGUAUCGGCAAUGUUGGCGCUACCAGCGGCAGCGCAAAGUUGGUCUGCGGGGCCGCCACAGGCUUGAAGCCCCUUGUUCCCACCGCGCCCACCUUCCCCAAAGACCUCAAGGCUAAGAAGAUGCUCCUCAGACGCCAUUCCAUGCAGACGGAGCAAAUCAAACAGCUGGUCAACCUGGAGGAGAUCUUCAGCCACUGA
This is a messenger RNA of Megalops cyprinoides (Indo-Pacific tarpon), 1653 nucleotides long. RefSeq names its product ankyrin repeat domain-containing protein 34B-like. The coding region runs from base 1 to 1653 and encodes 550 amino acids. Gene Ontology annotation, molecular function: protein binding. The record is from RefSeq and is a predicted model, not a curated record. Lineage: Eukaryota; Metazoa; Chordata; Actinopteri; Elopiformes; Megalopidae. The transcript has a single exon.